AUGAUAACUAGAAUGGAAAGACUACCUAAUGAAAUUCUUCUUUAUAUUUUUUCUUAUCUUGAAUGGUUCGAUAUGUUAAUAUCUUUUUGGUCAUUAAAUAUUCGGUUCAACUUUCUUGUGUGUUCAACUCUUUCAAAAACUGGUGGUAAUCUAUCAAAUUCUGGUAUUCUUAUUAAACAGGGUUUAUCUUAUAAUAAAUAUCGUUCAAUAUUAUUUCCAUUGAUUUUAAAUUCUUCAUCUCUUUCUUCUUCUAUUAAACGUAUUCAUUUUGAUGAAACAAAUUCAAUUGCUUCUGAUCUUUGUUAUGAAUGGUUGUUUAAUGAUAAAAAAAUUCUCCAUUUUUCUAAUCUUAAAUCACUUAUUAUAACUGGAUGUGGAUCAAUUGAACCGAUAAUUCAAUGUUUAUCUUAUCUUAUUGAACAUCAAUUAGAUGAACUCACGUUAACAUUUGAUUGGCGAGUGUUCACGAUUUUUUUUGAUGAAGAAAAACAAGUGUCAAUGGUUUCUGAUAUAGGUAAUCAAUCGUUUAUAUGA
This is a messenger RNA of Rotaria sp. Silwood2, 534 nucleotides long. The record is from the annotation of a GenBank genome assembly. Lineage: Eukaryota; Metazoa; Rotifera; Eurotatoria; Philodinida; Philodinidae.